AUGGGACAGGCUGUCGCCACCCCACUGAGCCUAACCACGGACCACUGGUCCGAUGUUAAGGCCCGAGGAAACAAUGAAGGUGUCAUCAUCAGGAAAAACAAAUGGAUCACCCUCUGCGAGGCCGAAUGGGUCAUGAUGAAUGUGGAGGGCAAGGUUUUUGCCCCUAACCCUUAUGGGCAUCCCGACCAGGUCCCGUAUAUCGCCAUCUGGAGAUCACUGCCCCCUCCAGUCUCUGGGCCUUCUGCGCCCCCCAACCCAGAGUCCUCCCUUUACCCCGUUCUCCCUCACAAGGAGACUCCUAAGCCUCCAGUCCUUCCCCCAGACCCCCAUACCCCCCUUAUAUAUCUCCUGACGGAGGACCCACCACCAUAUCAAGCCGGACCACCUGGAGAGCCGGCCGAAGCGGCCCUAGCCGCCGCCCCGGUGGCGGCGCCCCCAGGCGUGCCCGUGGCAGAUCCGGAAGUCACCUCGACUCGCAGGACCCACGGGGCUGAAGAAGAGGACGCAGCCCCGUCCCCCAUUGCCGGCCGCCUCCGCAGCCGCUGGGAUGACCCCCCUAAUGAGUCCAGGGCCUUCCCGCUCAGAGAGGGGCCGAAUCAUCAGUUGCAGUACUGGCCCUUUUCAGCCUCAGACCUCUAUAAUUGGAAACAACAUAAUCCCCCUUUCUCCAGGGAUCCUGUUGCCUUGACCAGCCUAAUUGAGUCCAUCCUAGUGACUCACAGGCCGACUUGGGACGACUGUCAGCAGCUCCUGCAGACCCUCUUAACAGUAGAGGAAAAGCAGAGAGUUUUCCUGGAGGCCCGGAAGCAGGUGCCGGGCGAUGACGGGAGGCCAACCCAACUCCCAAAUAUCAUAAAUGCAGAUUUUCCCUUGACCCGCCCAGACUGGGACUUCAAUACACCUGAAGGUAGGGAGCAUCUACGUCUCUAUCGCCAGUUGCUCUUAGCAGGUCUCCGAGCGGCCGCCAGAAGGCCUACCAAUUUGGCUCAGGUAAGGAAUGUGAUACAGGGAAAAGAAGAAACACCCGCUGCAUUUUUAGAGAGGCUGAAGGAGGCUUAUAGGAUGUACACUCCGUAUGAUCCAGAAGACCCAGGGCAAGCACCAGGUGUCAUCCUAUCAUUUAUCUAUCAGUCUAGCUCAGAUAUC
Peromyscus maniculatus bairdii (prairie deer mouse) is the source of this 1146-nucleotide messenger RNA. The record is from RefSeq and is a predicted model, not a curated record. NCBI's taxonomy places the organism in Eukaryota, Metazoa, Chordata, Mammalia, Rodentia, Cricetidae.